This is a messenger RNA of Columba livia (rock pigeon), 8985 nucleotides long. RefSeq names its product MN1 proto-oncogene, transcriptional regulator (gene MN1). Gene Ontology annotation, biological process: regulation of DNA-templated transcription. Bases 383 to 3997 code for a protein of 1204 amino acids. NCBI's taxonomy places the organism in Eukaryota, Metazoa, Chordata, Aves, Columbiformes, Columbidae. The transcript has 2 exons. The record is from RefSeq and is a predicted model, not a curated record.
UGAGAGCGAGGGAGCGCGCAGGGGAGCGCGGCGCAGCCCUCCCAGCGCCCGCACGCAGCGCCGGCCCCGCCGCCCCGGCCCCGCCGCCGCCAGAGCCCUGCGAGCCGCGGGCAGCGCACGGCGGGCCGGCGAUGCGGCGCGCAGCUCCCGGGCGCCGGAGCCUGUGAGCGGCGGCGCGCCGCCCCGUCGGCUCUCGGGCAGCGCAGCGCGGCCGGCGGCGGGCGGCAGCGAGCGGCGAGCCGCCGGGGUGAGCGCGGGCGGGCGGCCGGUGCCGGCGGCGCGGCAGGAUGUGAGCGGGGCGGCCGAGCGGCGGCCGGCGCGGCGGGGAGCGGGACGGCGGAGCGGCGCGGAGCGGCCAUGCCCUUCUGAGGAGCCGCGCAGCAUGUUCGGGCUGGAGCAGUUCGAGCCGCAGAGCAGCAGCCGGAGCGGCGGGCAGGCGGAGCGGGGCUUCGGCCAGCCCGGACUGAGCAUGAGCGCGCACUUCAAGGCGCCGGCCUUCCCCGGCGGCGGCCCGGCGGCGGCGGCGGUGGACCCGGCCCUUGGCGCGCUGGGCGAGCCGCCCCUCCUGGGCAUGAACAUGAGCCUGGCCGGGGACGCCUACGGCUUCCCUGGCCGCGGCCCCGCCGAGCUGCACGGCGGCGGCAUGCAGCCGCCAGUGCACGGCUUCUUCGGCGGGCAGCAGCCGCACGGCGGCCACGGCGGCUCUCAUCACCCCCACCAGCACCCCCCGCACUUCGGCGGCAACUUCGGGCCCGACCCCGGUGCCUCUUGCGUGCACGGCGGCCGGCUCCUGGGCUACAGCGGCGCGCUGGGCGGACAGACGGCGUUCGCCGACGGCUACGAGCACAUGGCCGAGAGCCAGGGCGGCGAGGGCUUCGGGCAGCAGCGUCCCGGGAACCUGCCGGACUUCCAGCACCACAGCGCCGGCGCUUCCAGCCACGCCGUGCCGGCGCCCUGCUUGCCCCUCGACCAGUCCCCCAACCGCGCCGCCUCCUUCCACGGGCUGCCGGCGACCGGCUCCUCCGAGCCCCACGGCCUGGAGCAGCGGCGGCUCCCUGCGCAGGGUGGCGUGGACUCGCUGGAAUACAAUUACCCCGGCGACGGCCCCGCCGGCCACUUCGAGCUGCCUGUCUUUUCCCCGUCGGAGCCCGAGGGGCAGCUGCCGCACUACGGCGGUGCUAGGCAGGUGCCAUCAGGCGGCAGCUUCGCGGGGGCACCCACCCUGUCCCGGGCACCGGGCAUGGCUGUGGCCAAGGCGCACCCGCCGCAGCAGCACAGCGUCUUCUUCGAGCGCUUCGGGGGAACACGGAAGAUGUCCACCAGCCUGGAGCCGGGGGCCAACGCCAGGCACCCACUGAUGCAGCAGCAGCAGCCACCGCAGCCGCCACAGCAGCCGCCGGGCUUGCUGGCCAGACAGAACUCCUGCCCGCCAGCCAUCCCUAGGCAACAGCAAACAGAAGCCAAUGCUCCCAACCCCAACCUGCAGGACAAUGGGCCCAUAAUGCAGAACCAGCAUGCACAGUUUGAAUACCCUAUUCACAGACUGGAGAACAGGAAUAUGCAUCCCUACACCGACCCCGUGUUUAAUAUGCAGCACCCUCCUCCGCAACAGCCACCAAAUCAAAGACUGCAGCACUUCGAUGCCCCCUACGUGAGCGUCGCCAAGAGGCCGCGGUUCGACUUCCCUGGCAACCCCAACGUCGAGCGCUGCGCCUCCUGGGGCAGUGGCAUGCAUGGCCCCGCCAUGGAGAGCCACCUCUCCCCGACGGCCUAUCCUGGCCUGCCGGGUGAGUUCACCCCGCCAGCACCCGAGGCCUUUGGGGCACCACUGCCGCACGGCGGCCCCGAGCACCCGGCGCUGGCGCAGCGCCAGAACGCGGCCCUGGUGAUGAAGCAGAUGGCCUCGCGUAGCCAGCAGCGCCUGCGGCCGCCCAGCCUGCAGCAGCUGGGGCACCACGGUGAGGUGGGCCCGCCCGGCGGCCUGCCACCACCCGCCUUCGAGCGGGAGGCCGGCAGCAGCGGCCGCAGCUUCGAUCCGCCUGCACCCCACCUGGCCCCCGACAGCGCCUGGUUCACGGGGCCGCCGCCGCCUGGGGAGCUGCUGCCACGGCGCAUGGCAGCACCAGGGCUGCCGGCAGAGGCAGCCCCCCAUGAGCUGGGCCUGCAGCCGGGUGGUGCUGCCAUGCUGUUCCGGCCGGGCGCCGGCGGGCUGGGGCUGCAGGAGCCGCUGCGGAUGGCAGGUGAGGGGCCGGCGCAGGCCCUGUCAUCGCCCGGUGUCCACCCGCCUUUCGCGCCUGCCAUGGGUGGCCUCUCGCAGCUGCAGUCACCGGGCGGUGGCGUGGCGCUGCCCAGUGCCCCUGCCGAGCGCCGCGGCCCUGCUGACUUUGCCACCCAGCCUGGCUUCCCCUUCACGGCAGCAGCGCGGCAGCCGGCAGCCCACGGGGCUGCACCCGCCCUCAGCGCCUCACCGGGCGCCUACCCACCGCCCCCGCCCGAGUUCCCCCCGCCGCCGCCGCCACGGCCCACCGCCAGCAAGCUGGGUGCUCUCUCGCUGGGCUCCUUCAGCAAGCCGGCCAGCAAGGACAACGUCUUUGGGCAGAGCUGCUUGGCCGCCCUCUCCACCGCCUGCCAGAACAUGAUUGCCAGCCUGGGCGCCCCAAACCUCAACGUCACCUUCAACAAGAAGAGCCCGGCUGAGGCCAAACGCAAGCUCAGCCAGGCUGAGCCCGACCCGCCACCACCCGCUGCCCCGGACUACUUCCCAGCAGGGCCACCCGCGGGCGGGGGUGGCACGGGCAAGGCGGCGAGUGUGGCCCCGCUGCUGCCGGCCGAGAGCAGCCUCUCGCCUGGCUACGCGCUGGAGCCGGCGGCUGGCGGCGAGGGGAAGACUGGCGGCGGGCGGGGGCGGGGCCGUCGGAAACGGGACAGCGGGCAUGUCAGCCCCGGCACCUUCUUCGAGAAGUUCUCGACCGCGGAGGGCGGAGGGGCCGGUGUCAGCCCUGGGCAACCGGCAGUGCUGGCGGCGGGGGGCCCGCCGGGGGCUGCGGGCACGGAGCGUGGCGGGGGCACCCCCCAUGACAAGCCCCUGACCUCACCCUCUUGGGGCAAGGGCGGUGAGCUGCUGCUGGGCGAGCAGCCCGACCUGAUGUCCUCCCUGGACAGCGGCAUCCAGAGCGUGACCAAGUCGGACGGCAGCUCCCCGCACGUGGACUUUCCCGAUGAGGUCAGCACCAGCUAUGGCAACGAGGACGAGGUGUCCUCCAGCUCUGACAAUGCCACCUCCAAGCCCACCCGCAGCCCGCUGCUGGGCGGCUCGCCCAAGCUGCCCCGUGGGGAGCACGCACUUCUCAACGGACAGAAGCCCCUGGCCCUCGGCCUCCUCAGUACGUCUACCUCGACCCCUGACAGCUACGGGCUCAGCACCACGGCAGGCGCCCACCCCAGCACGCCGGGCAUGGAGCAGGUGCGGACCCCCACGAGCACCUCUGCCCAGGACGAGAUCCACCCCCUGGAGAUCCUGCAGGCGCAGAUCCAGCUCCAGCGGCAGCAGUUCAGCAUCUCGGAAGACCAGCCCUUGGGGCUGAAGAGCAAGAAGGGGGAGUGCGCGGGGCAGAACGGGGACAGUGACCUGGGCAGCUGCUGCUCAGAGGGCGUCAAGGGCACCAUGAGCACCAUCGACCUGGACUCCCUGAUGGCGGAGCACAACUCCACCUGGUACCUGCCUGGCGAGAAGGCCCUGAUGGAGGGGCAGGAGGAGGACAAGCCCAUGGCGCCCUGGGAGAAGCCCAAGCCUGCGAACCCCAGCAAAGAAGCCCACGACCUUCCCCCGAGCAAGACGUCGGCCGCGGCGCAGACGGGCAGCCACCUGCAAUGCCUCUCGGUGCACUGCACUGACGACGUGGGCGAGGCGAAGGGCCGGACUGCGGUGCCGACGUGGAGGUCCCUGCACUCGGACAUCUCCAACAGAUUUGGGACUUUUGUGGCUGCCCUGACUUGAACAAAAGAAAUUAUUUUUUUUCUCUUUUUAAUUUCAAAGGGCCGCUACUGCUAGGUGGACUAUUUUUCUAGGUUGGUACCUGCUUAGUGGCAUACGGACUGGAAAGGGUUAAUUUAAAGUAAACCUCAACUUUUUUUUAAUCUUCUGCCACAGUAUGUUACCAGUGUUAACCCUUCUGCAGUUAGCACACUUUUGCUUAAGAUUUUCCUGCUAGACCACUUUUUCCCAUUAUUCUGUAACCUUGGCAUACAUUUGUAGAUGAGGCCUUUUCCUUUUUCAUCUCAGCGUAUGUCCAAGUCACGUAUGUCAAAAUAAGACAAAGAUCCUCCUCCUCCUCCUUUUCUUCCUCAUUUGCUUUGUUUUUCUUUAUUUUUGUUUUGCUUUGUUCAGUGCUUAUUACAAUGGUGAUCCUGAAGAACAACAGUUCAGGAAUAAACACCGGUUAAAGUGAAAUGGUCAUCAUUAUAUUAUAUAUUAUAUUGACACCCAGCUUUUGCCAGUCACAUACAAACCAAACAGUUAAUGCUCUGUUGAAUAUUCAGGUGACGAGCCUGCCUUUUCCUGAGAAAAUGAUGUUCUGUUGCUAAUAAUGUUCAGCCUUGUUUGCUCUCCACCUCCCUCUGCAAGACGACGAUGCUGGUUCCUGUGUUUGCCCCACUGAUGCCCAGAGCUCUGUCACCAAUGGGCUGGUGCAGACCCAGCCAGGGGAGGUACAGAGAAGUUUUUCUGAGUAAGUCUAACAGGAAGUUUACCUCCUGGUCCUGGUGAUGCUCCCACAGCUCCCACUUCACUGCUGGAGAAGAACAUCCCCCCGCGCCACUGCGCACCGCCGGUGUGUCCAUCCUGUGGCGCGGUGUCCCGGUGCGGGAGCCAGCGGCACGGCUAAGGCUGGGUCCGUGCCAGCUGUGCCCGCUGUCCCCAAACCCUGCCAGGCAGCACUGCCACCCCUGCCCAUUUCUCACCCAUUUUUAGCUGAAGGCAGGUGCCAUCGAUUGAAGUGAAAUGCAGCAUCCUGUGCCUGUGGAGUGCCCCAGCUCCCGCUGCAGCUGUCCUGGUGUGGUGACAGCAGUCAGGGGACAGCCUGAGCAGGGGGAUGUACACCCAGGGUCACCCUUCCCUAAUCUGUCAGGGCAAGGAGAACCCCCACUAGACCCCCCAAAAUUGUUCGAGGCCCUGUUUUUGCCAUGCAUUGAAGAACAGUGUUACUAGAUGCACACAAUAAAAGGAAAACCGUACUUUCCUGCUCAUGAUAGAUAAUACUAAUUUGAGAAGAGAGUUGGAAGCAAACCAGAUAAAAACAUGACUGACAGGAUGAUCCGACACUCCUGUGGUUUUACGUAACGCUGUCCAUUAUUUGUGUGUCCUCUGUGUCCAGGGAGCAUGAGCCGUCCCCCCCGUGCCGGCCAGCUCGCUUUCCUCUGCUCCCUGAAGCUUAAUAACAUCGCUGGAGAUUUAGGUUUGAGCUGUGAAAUAAAGGUCGGCCUCUCUAGGGUUAUUUAUUACUUCUGUCAUGAAUUCACAAAAUGUGUCCCUCCUCAAGGGAUGGAGUUUGAAGACUGCUUUGUAUUUUAUCUUUGGGGAUUGUGCUGGGCCUUUAAUUAUUGUGAAGUAAUGUUCUCAGUAGACACCAAUGGAGAGGAAAUUUCUGCCUAAAAUGCUGAUGGCACAGGGUGGUCUGAAAUCCUCACUCUCGAUCACGUGUGGCUUCAGAGAGAUUCACAGUGUUUGGUAAUGUUCUUUGAAUGUGCUCUUAUUAACUGCAUGGAUUGAUUUCCUCUUAUGGGUCUGGUCAGUGACUUGAAUUUGGAUAAAUUUAAGGGUUUUGAACCUUGAUUGUCAAUAUUGUUUUGCUUUGUAUUGAAGCUGGAGCUGCCACGAGGAUGAGGAUUUUUGCCCAUCCUGGAGCAGUUGGCUGUGGAGCUGCCUCACACCCGCUUGUUUGGGAGCAGCAGGCUGUUUGUACGUCGGUAGGUGUGUGAGCUGCCGGCAGCAUCGAGCUCCUCCUGCACCUGCGAUAGCACAUCACCCUCCCCAUAAAAUACCUGUCUCCUGGUAGAAUAAUAAUUGCCAGCCCCUACUCUGGAAGAUGCCUCUUUGCCUGUGAUUUCUUAAGUCCUGGUUUAUCCUGAUAUGUGUUUAACUUUAAAUCCUGUCUAGCAAAGCGCUUGGGGCUGCUGAGCUGCGGGGGCCAGUGCUGCCGCCGUGGGCUCUGUCGGCAGCUCCCGCUGUCCCAGCAGCUCCUGCCCAUGGAGGAACCCCAGCCACACACGUGCCCAGACACAUGGUACCGCGUUUCAGCACUCAGGGCUGAAAAUUUAGGCAGAGUUCAUGGUCUGGCAGCAUUCCUGUACCUAGUGCAGCCCUGGUGGCUUCCUUCUUCGUUUUUAGUUUUUCCUGCCACAUUCAAGAGAUCAGGUUUUUCAGGCUUCCUGAGGUCAGGGGUGCACACACCCUGUGCUACCAGGAAGAGACCUCUUGGUGAACACCGCAUUGAACACUUCACAACGCGUUUAAAGAGAAAUCCUCCUUUUGGUAGAAACGCCGUGGCUCAGGUGGUCUCACCCCGCUUUGUUCUGGUCAGCUCUCUGCGGUUGUGCUUGUUCCCUGGAGCUGUUCUCAUCCACUAGGGACUCACUUUUUCACUUGCUCAUAGAAAGAUAAAGUGGAAGCUGCUCCUUAAACACCAGUGGAACCCCGUGCAGUGAGGUCGGGCUGUGCUGGGGCAGGGAGGCGUCUGCAGCUGCCGAGCUGCGUGGCGUGAGGAGCUGGAGCCGUGGCCAACGCCGGGUCUGCUCCUGCAUCGCCGGCACUGCCGCGCCCAUCGGGGCGAUGCAGGAGAGGACACGUUGUUAGAUAAUGAGGAGUUAAAAAUAGUUGAGCUUCUUCUGGGUCUUACUGUCCAUGUAGUUUUGCUGCAUGAUAGGGUCACGUGCAAUCCUUUUGCUGACCUCCUAUCCAUUCGGUCUUGCUUAAUUUGAGCGAUGUUAUCAGCCGAGCAAAAGGACAUGAUGCAAGCUCUACUCAAGGCAUCUGUUAGCAACACCAGGACCAAUCUGCGCUGUUACAGUUUCUUUGCUUUUUGCCAAAGAUGAGAACAGAAACAGGACUUUUGACUGACCAGGACAAGCAUUGCUUCAUGCGUGUAUUUGGUACUGAGAACAUAUGCAGAAGGCUAGAGCCUAAGCAAAGCUUAUGUUGCCUGUGCUAAUUUCAUUGUACUUAUUUUGUCCAUUAAUUUGUCAUUGAAUGCACUGAUUUUUUUUUAACGUAUAUAAAACAUCAGCUUAGCCCUACAUGGUAAGAAUUGAACUGAUUUGAUUUCGUGAACAAUAAUACUUCCAACCGAAGCAUGUUUGAGAGCCUGUUGUGCAGGAGGUAAGCUGCACUCUUGUGGAGAGGGAAACUGAGGCACAGGCAGUGUCAAGCCCAGCUUGGUCAAAUGCCCAUUGGUGCAGAGCUGAGCUGCACUGGGCUCUGAGCUCUGCUCGCAGCCCCAGUCGCUGGAGCCGUGAAAUUCUAUCAGCUGCAAGUUCCCCAAAUGGUUGGUAAAGCCAGAAUAACUUAAACUCGCGCCUGCUCGUCCUAUAGGGCAGCCAGACGGGGGAUGUUGUACCAAGAAGUCAAAGCCCUGUGGUGAAUGUGCCAUUAAGACAGGCACAAUAUUUGCUUUGUAUUGUGAACAACAGCUAAAAAUGUGCCUUCCUGUUUGUUUUGGAGACUUGUCCCUGCCUUGCCUCGUGUUUUCGGUUCCCCCCCAGCUCCAGGUGCCCUGUAUGGGGAGCCUGGGCAUUGCUGACCUGGCCCAGCUCGCUGACUCCUUCGGUGCUUGUUAAACUCUGCACUUGGUCUUCAACUAGUAGCAAACUGAGAAAUGUAAUCUCCCUGCAUUUAAAUUGGGAGGAGUGAUAAAAGAUCUCUUUGCCCAAGAAAAGGGAAAGAAUAGGCCUUAUUUAUUAAAUACUGUUGCGAAUUUUUCCAGAUCAUUUUUUUCCUAAGGUUACUCUGCUGUUCCAGCUUGGUGGCUAGAGCAGCAGUGAGAUGUGUCACACUCAUUUCUGCUCAGUGGCGGUGACGUUCACCCGGGAGGUGAGGAUUUCAUUGUGUGACCUGGGUGGACGGGAACGAGCAUCAGUCACAUCCCGGGUGUCGCAGAGGGACCGUUCCAGAUGGUCUAUGGUCACCGAGGCCGCUGUCCCCAGUGCGGGGUGGCUGUGAGGCUCCGGGGAGGAGGAGGAGGAGGGUGCGGUGAGACCACACUGGGGGGGAAACGCAGACAAAGCCAAAACUUCUAAAGUUUGGUUGUUUUUGUUAAGCUGCAAUGUAAGGUUUUCUCAGCUACUAGAUUCACAGCUGUUCAAUGGAUGGUGUAUAAGAGCAUAACCCAUUUUUAUAGAAUUGUUUCUCCUUUAUUGCUUAAGGCUAAUGGAGGAAAUAGUCUAAUUUUGUUCUUAGAAAUUCUCUAUUAAAAUUGUUGGUUUCAGUCCAUCCGCUCAUAGAUUCCGACUGAUGAAACUGCAGGCUGUGAUUUCCAGCAGUUAUAACUUUAUCACUAUUCACUACCCAAGAAUAUUACAGCUUUAAAACAGCCUUAAGCAAAAGGAUGUUAUUUCUUUGUACUAGAUUUGGUUCAUGCAAAAGAAAAAAAAAAUCAAAACACUGGUAAUCCGUACUGCAUAGCAAACUCUUCUGAAAAAUGUAAUUGCACAUGUAAAAUAUGAAAACUUGACUCUGCUGUGUGUUAGGCAAUCCUGUAAUCUUCUUUCUUUUUUUCUUUUCCUUUUUUCUUUUUUUUUUAGUUUUUCAAUUCUUGUUAAAUUCAUUUCUUAAAUGCUUGGUUGGAAGACUGUGACAAUAGCUCAUGAAAUUGAGUGUUAUUUUUCUUUUUUUUUUAAUAUGUAAAGUGCAGUCUUCUGUAUUCAUGCAUAUUGUACAUAUCUGUAUAUGUUUUACUGAGCAACUAAAUAACAAUAAAUAUGAUGUUAAUGGUG